CUAGUAUUGUCAAAGUUGCAGUCACGGUUGGUAGUGUUAGUAGCUAAAAUGUUUUACAAUUAUUAAAAUACGCGUUGUUACUUAAUGAUAACCAAGUAUUCGAUGUCUUAGAAUAGAAAAUACCCUCCCGUCAUAGUAAGAUUAUUUAUGUCGCGCGUUUCUUCAGUGAUAUUACUAAAUUAGGUUAGGUGCGGUGGUGUCAAGUUCUAAAGGUUACGAAAACUACGAAAAUGACUUUUCCCGAAGGUCCCGGGUUCGCUAAUUACGAAGCCGUGCAGCCUAGGGCCGAACCGGCCAACGGAGUUCGUCAGGCCUAUAAAGUUGGUGGCGUCAAAGCGGGCGCAAGCCGCGCCUUCCGCCUCGCCUAUGGAGUCCUAUCCCGCCGAAAAGCCGCAGAAGAGGGCGCAGCGCGCCUUGCCCGUGUUCUGUCUGCCUUGGACCUGACUGCACUGGGUGUCGGCAGUACCCUGGGUGUCGGCGUCUACGUGUUAGCCGGAGAUGUUGCUAAGAACUACGCGGGGCCGGCGGUGAUACUGUCCUUCCUGUUAGCCGCAGUGGCGAGUGUUUUUGCUGGUCUGUGCUACGCCGAAUUCGGCGCUCGCGUGCCUAAAGCUGGCUCGGCGUAUGUGUACAGCUAUGUGUGUGUGGGCGAGUUCAUCGCCUUCAUCAUCGGGUGGAAUCUUAUACUGGAGUAUAUUAUAGGCGCCGCUUCGGUAGUGAAAGCCCUCAGCGAAUACUUGGACUCGCUGCUGGAUAAAGCUAUCUCCACCAACCUGCAGGCGAUGAUGCCUUUGGAUUCUCCACACUUAGCGCGAUAUCCGGACCUCUUCGCAUUCUCCGUCAUCAUGCUGUUCUCAGGUGUGUUAAUGUCUCCUAUUGUGAGCGAAUACUUGGACUCAUCACUGGAUAAAUCUAUCUCCACCAACCUGCAGGCGAUGAUGCCUUUGGAUUCUCCACACUUAGCGCGAUAUCCGGACCUCUUCGCAUUCUCCGUCAUCAUGCUGUUCUCAGUGGGUCUCGCAUUCGGCGUGAAGGAGUCUACCAAGUUCAAUAACUUCUGUACCGGUGUCAAUCUAUGCGUCGUACUGUUCGUUAUAAUCUCUGGCUCUUUCAAAGCUGACAGCAAGAACUGGCGUAUCCCCGAAUCCGAGGUGCCUAAAGGAGGCAAAGAUUUCGGCGCCGGCGGGUUCGCGCCCUACGGCGUCGCCGGCAUCAUCAAGGGUGCUGCCGUGUGCUUCUACGGCUUUAUUGGCUUUGACUGCGUGGCGACGGCGGGCGAGGAAGCGAGACGACCACAGAAGACCAUCCCGUUUGCCGUCGUGGCUUCUCUACUGGUUGUGUUCCUGGCGUAUUGUGGAGUAUCUUCCGUGCUCACGCUCAUGAUGCCGUAUUACAUGCAGGACGAAAAAGCGCCCUUCCCGUUCGUGUACGACCAGCUGGGCUGGCCGUGGGCCAAGUACGCCGUCAGCGUGGGCGCCAUCUGCGCGCUCUGCUCCAGUUUACUGGGUGCAGUGUUCCCUCUACCCCGCAUCAUCUACGCCAUGUCCUCAGACGGUCUACUGUACCGCUUCAUGGGCCGCGUCAGCGAGAGGUUCCAGACCCCACUAGUGGGCACCAUGGUCGCUGGGCUGUUCACAGGCACACUGGCUAUGAUCUUCGAGCUGGAACAGCUGAUCCACAUGAUGUCCAUCGGGACUUUGCUGGCGUACUCCAUGGUUGCCUCCUGUGUGCUAUUGCUCAGGUACUCGCGCAGCGUGCCCGCCCACAAGGCCGCGGAGCCGCUGCAGCUGUCGGCGCGCGCGGCGCUGCGCCAGCUCGUCAACGCGGACGGCCGCGCCGCGCCCACCCGGCUCAGCGCGCUCACUGUCAGCGUGUUGGUUACCCUAUAUGGUAUCUGGUGCUUCAUAAUGAUGUCGUGUGUGAACCACUACGGCACUAGAGUAUGGUCGGAGCCGGGCCCGCUGGCCAUGUUCACCGUCGGGACCAUACUAGUGCUCGCCACACUCUUCGCCAUCUCACGACAGCCCGUAUCAGAGAAGAAACUCGCUUUUUCGGUUCCGCUGGUCCCAUGGCUGCCAGGUCUUAGCAUCCUUAUCAACGUUUACCUCAUGUUGAACCUGGACUACAUGACGUGGCUGCGUUUUGCUGUUUGGAUCGCUGCUGGUCUUCUAAUCUACGUGACGUACGGCGCGUGGCACAGCUCGGAGCGCAAGCGCAGCGCCGACGUGCAGCUGGCGGCGCUGCACGCGGACAGCCGCGCCGCGCUGCUGGCGCACGGCGCGCUCGGCUGACCGCGCGCCGCCGCCGUCGCCAGCCCCACCGGUACCGUGCUGUCAUUUGUAUCCAGUAUUUAAUAUCUGUAAACGGCCUGUAUCCUAUAUUUCUAGUUAGGGCUUGUGCACAAAUCACGCGAGGUUUUUUCGGCUAUUUUUUGACCCCCCCUCCCCCUUGGUGAUAUUUGGUGAGGUUCUUGGCGAACCCCCCCUCCCCCACAUAACCUCGCGUGUAUUUUUUUGUUUCAUCUUUAUUUUAAGAUAAAUAGUAUUGUAUAGAGCAAAUCUUGUUUAGACUGGCUAUUUUGAAAUUCCAAUUGAAGAUUUACGUUUAACAAAAACGAGAAAGUAUGUGGUAGAGAGGUAUUUUUUUCUUACUUUCGUUCACCAUAAAAAAAAAUGAUUUUUUUCGUGCCCCCCCCCCCUAUCGAACUUCGCAUAACUUGUGCACAAGCCCUUAUCAAAAAGCGAUCGGUAAUUUAUACAAACGAAGCGUUGCUAGUGACUUCUUUCUAAAAAUAUUUUUAUUAGGUACUUCUUGAAUGUUGAGUAGAGGAAGUUAGUAUAACUGAAGUAAGACACGUUAAUGUUAAAACGGUAAACCAUGAAACUACUCUAAGAUAUGUAGUUUUAAUUUUAUGUUGAUUCAGUUCAGUUAAUCUCAGUUAAAUCUCACACGUUAUACUCGUUUAUUGUUCCUAAAACGAACAGCGAAAGUAUUUUUCGUUAUUUCCUAUCUAUGGCUGUUUAGUUAGAUAUCGCAAUGCUUCAAUCUUGUUUUUUUUAAAUCCAAUUUUUUUGGUACAGUUUCUAUGUAAGUUUAGUUUUUGACAUAAAAAGUAAUGUUUACCUUCUUAUUUAAAUCUGUAAGUUAGUUUCAGAUUUUGUCAUAUUACAGCAUAUUUUAAAAAGAUUCGCUGUAUAAAAUAUAUGUUAACAAAUUUUAAUUAUGGCCUACAAAUACAAAUUCUUUCGUGAAUCUCUUGAUGUUUAAAUGGCUGGCGUUUAUGGAAAUAACAUUUGUGAUUAAAAACUAUUAAUUAUUCGGAUUAGCACUUCUGUGAACGGAUCUUAAUAUUCUUGAGGCGCGAAAUGUAGGCAGUGCAUUUAAAAUAGGUAUUAUUUUAAUGUCGCUUUUAGAUGAGUUGCUGUUAUGACCUAAACUAAGUAAUAUAUAAUUAUAGACUAAGCCUCAUAUAUCAUUGUUUAUGCUUAAAUCAAGUUUUGCGAGUCCCACUGCUGAAGGAGGAUUAUGGUUUUUCAAGCUUAUGUAUGUAUGCAUGGAAGGCUAAUUCUUUGCCACGACCUACAGCCUACCUUUGAUGCGGGCUGUACACACUCGUUGAGACACCCAGAGACAGGCCGAGAACGAGUGUGUACAUACUGCUCCCUUCUCGUCUCGCUCUUCCUCGUCUCAUCUCGCGGUUCUCGGAUUGGAUCGGAGCGUUGCCGAGACUCUCGGCAAGAGGCUCUCGACGAGUGUGUACAGUCGGCAUGAAGAAUACGAUGUUAUUACAUUUGUCUAUUUUGUGUGAAAUAGGCUGUGAAAAAAGAAAGACUUUGGCGUCAAAAUGAAUGUAUAAAAAAAUUGCAUUUGGGUUUUUAAAUUUUUAAUUCGACUUGUUUUUGUAGCGGCUUAUUGAACAUAUUAAACCUAGCUAGUAAAGCAAAGGUGAGUUAUUUCAGUAUUACGUAGAAUGUGGCUGUGAAACAGCGUUAUUUAUUAUAUAAUUAUUUUAUUUAUAAUGCUUAUGAUGUAAAACAUGUCUCAAGUUGAUCUUGAAGGGCUGUUUCUUAAAUAAUAGUUUGUAAGUUUUAUUUAAGAUCAUUACGGGGAUGUGUGGCUUAGGGUGGUAUUCGACCUGUCCAAUUUCUUGGUCCAAUGUGUAUUUGUAUCUCGCAUUUUGCUCAAUGAGAGAGUGAGACGCAAUGCACAUUGGACAAAGAAAUUGGACAGGUCGAAUACUAUCCAAUAUGGGUAAGUGUGGCUGGCUUUCACAUUUCGGCCUGUUUGCAAAUUGAUUAAUACACAUUAACUUGCGUUUGAUAGCAAAUGAAUGACCUCGCAUUAAACACUAAUCAAUGCGUAAAUAAGCCCCAAUAUGAAGGCCAGCCGCACUUACCCGUAUGCCACACUUAGCCGUAUUGACCUUAUAUGUUACUUUUAAAAUUUAAAUAUGUAGUUAAGACAUAUGAAGUUAUUUUUGGUACAGUAAGUCAGAUAUUUCUGCGCAAGAUGUUAUUGCAAGCGACUGUACAAUUAAUGACUACAACAUACUCCUGUCAACGUUCUGAUCUGUUAAUUGUACUUAAAAUGUAUCAUUGUACUUACUCCACCUUAGAGUUUCUGCGAUUCAGUGCUAUUUCAAGGUCAUACAUUUUAAUAAAAUUAUUUCUAGUAUCAUAAUUUUCUGUUGACAUUGAUAUUCGCUUCCUCUUAGUUUUAAUUCGCAAUUGUUUAUGCGUGUGUAUUGACAUUGAAUACAAUAUUGCUGCAACA
Molecule: messenger RNA, 4773 nt
Organism: Cydia pomonella (codling moth)
Lineage: Eukaryota; Metazoa; Arthropoda; Insecta; Lepidoptera; Tortricidae
Product: cationic amino acid transporter 2
Exons: 14
Coding region: 231-2291 (686 amino acids)
Biological process (GO): transmembrane transport; amino acid transport
Cellular component (GO): plasma membrane
Molecular function (GO): amino acid transmembrane transporter activity
Source: RefSeq, a predicted model, not a curated record